This is a messenger RNA of Camelina sativa (false flax), 1395 nucleotides long. Its product is annotated as SNAP25 homologous protein SNAP33. Gene Ontology annotation, molecular function: SNAP receptor activity. NCBI's taxonomy places the organism in Eukaryota, Viridiplantae, Streptophyta, Magnoliopsida, Brassicales, Brassicaceae. Gene Ontology annotation, cellular component: SNARE complex; plasma membrane. The record is from RefSeq and is a predicted model, not a curated record.
UCAUAAAAAAUUUGUCAACAAAAAAAAACCCAAAAAAGACUCAAAGGAGAACUCAAUUUCUUUGGGUCGUCCCCAUAGUCGUUUCCGCGUUAAAUCCUUUUUCCCCUUUCUUCUUCGCAUUGAUUUGGUCCUUUUUUCUUCAAUCCAUUAAGAGAACCCCCAAAUCUUCAAUCUUCUUCUCCAACUUCAGUUCUCUCUCUCUCUCUCUCUCUCUCACCAAAAGGAAAGGUUUAUUAGGUUACCAAAAAGUUCCGUGAUUUUUUUUUUUUACAAUGUUUGGUUUGAGGAAAUCACCUGCAAAGCUUCCAAAGCAUAACUCUGUUGAUCUUGGAUAUCACAAGACUUCCAAGCCUAACCCUUUCGAUUCUGAUGACGAGUCAGACAACAAACACACCCUUAACCCUUCAAAGAGGACUACCUCUGAACCUUCUUCUUUGGCUGAUAUGACUAACCCUUUUGAUGGUGGGGAGGUUCAGAGAGGAGGUUCAUCAAAACAGUCGUUGGUUUCCAACUCUAGAUACCAGUACAAGAACAAUUUCCGCGAUUCUGGUGGUAUCGAUAACCAGUCUGUUCAGGAGCUUGAGGGUUAUGCUGUGUACAAGGCUGAAGAGACUACGAAAUCUGUUCAGGGUUGUUUGAAGGUUGCCGAGGAUAUUAGGUCAGAUGCUACCAGGACUUUGGUUAUGUUGCACGACCAGGGCGAGCAAAUCACUAGGACUCACCAUAAAGCUGUUGAAAUUGAUCAUGAUCUCAGUCGAGGUGAGAAGCUUCUUGGAAGCCUUGGAGGCAUGUUUUCAAAGACUUGGAAGCCAAAGAAGACUCGUCCUAUUAAUGGUCCCAUCAUAACCAGAGAUCACUCACCAACUAGAAGAGUGAACCACUUAGAGAAAAGGGAAAAACUGGGACUGAACCCAGCACCCAAGGGACAAUCAAGAACCCGAGAACCGCUCCCCGAAUCAGCUGAUGCCUAUCAGAGAGUGGAGAUGGAAAAAGCUAAGCAAGACGACGGUCUUUCAGACUUGAGUGAUAUACUCGGUGAGCUAAAGAACAUGGCUGUUGACAUGGGAAGUGAGAUCGAGAAACAGAACAAAGGACUUGACCAUCUUCAUGAUGAUGUUGACGAACUAAACUUCAGAGUGCAACAAUCAAAUCAACGCGGCCGUCGUUUGCUUGGAAAAUAGAUGAGCAUAGUUAUAUGUUCAUUACACUCAUUCCUCUCUUGUUUUUUUUUUUUUGGUAGAACUCAUUCCUCUCUUGUUUGAUCUGUGACUUUGUUCUUUUAACCUGAAAAGGUUCUUAUCAUGUUAUAUACAUUACUGCCUGUGUUUGUAAUUGAUCUUAUUGCAGAAAACAAAACAAAAAACUUAUUGUUCAAACAGAAGCAAUUUUGCUAUC